Messenger RNA from Saprolegnia diclina VS20, 2292 nucleotides. RefSeq lists its product as hypothetical. Gene Ontology annotation, molecular function: phosphatidylinositol-4,5-bisphosphate phospholipase C activity; calcium ion binding. Gene Ontology annotation, biological process: lipid metabolic process; phosphatidylinositol-mediated signaling. The transcript is spliced from 16 exons. NCBI's taxonomy places the organism in Eukaryota, Oomycota, Saprolegniomycetes, Saprolegniales, Saprolegniaceae. The record is from RefSeq and is a predicted model, not a curated record. The coding region runs from base 28 to 2292 and encodes 754 amino acids.
GUCGAAUUGUGACCAAAGCUUGGUAUUAUGGAGGAAGACAAGAACACGGCUACGACCCUACCGCCGCCUGUGGCCAUGACGAGCAGCGGGCGGAAGGGUCAGCUCUUCAAGGCCAACUCGCGCAAACUGCAGAGCUGCACCGGGCUGCCGUCGGACGAGCCGCUGCUGGCAGGCGAGGUGCUGCGCAAGGUAGACCGCGGCGGCAAGGUGGCAUCGCGCAAAUACUACGUCUCGGAGGACCUCUUUAGCUUGAAGUGGGAGUCCAAAGGGUCCCUCGCCAAGCUCACGGACGCACUCUUCCGGAGUUCGUGCACGAUCGACAUGCCCACGAUCCAGCGCAUCCAGCCCGGCGUCACGACCGCGCGCCUCCACAAGAUGGACGCCAAGCAGGCGCUAUCGCGCGACCUCUGCUUCUCGAUCGUGCUCGCGUCGGGCAAGUGCAUCGACAUUUUGUGCACAGACGCCGGCCAGUACAGCCGCUGGUUCCACGGACUGCGGUCACUCAUCGAGCGCCAGCGACUUGCCCGGGCGCAGGACCCGGAGCGGGCCUUCUUGUACCAGCAAUGGAUCCACGCCGACGCCAACCGCGACGGUAUGCUCAGCCGCGCCGAAGUGCUCAAGGUUGCGCACCGCCUCAAUCACGCUAGCGCCGCCAAGCAGACGAUGCUGGCGUCAUUUGCGACCGCCGAUGCGGACGCCGACGGCGAGCUCGACUUUGACGAGUACUGCACGUUCAUGAACACCGUGCGGCACCGAAGCGAGAUCGACAGCCUUCGCGACCUCUACGCUCCCGAGGGGUGGACCGAGGAGGUCUGGAAGACGUUUUUGACGGACCAAGGCCACGGCGCCGCGACGAUACCGCUGCUCGUUGCUAAAUAUGCAGCGUUAGCUCCGUACGAAGGGCUACGUCGGUACCUCUCCAGUCCGGGCAAUGCGUGGUCCAAACCCGAGAUGAUGGAGCUGCACCAAGACAUGACCCAGCCCCUUGCGCACUACUGGAUCGCAUCGUCGCACAACACGUACUUGGAAGGGGACCAGCUCCAGAGCUCGUCGUCCGUGCACAUGUACAUUUCGGCUCUUUUGCAGAGCUGCCGCUGCGUCGAGAUAGACACGUGGGACGGCGAUGAUGGCGAGCCGAUUGUGUACCACGGCCACACGCUCACGACCAAAAUCAAGUUUGUCGACGUCAUCGAGGCCAUUCACGCCCACGCCUUUGAGACGUCGCCCUUCCCCGUCAUCUUGUCGCUCGAGAAUCACUGCGGAGAGCCGCAGCAAGUCAAGAUGGCAGCCAUCAUGGUCCGCGUGUUUGGCGACGCCCUCUACUCCACCGCGCCGAGUGAAGACGUUUUGCCGUCGCCCUACGCGCUGCGCCGCAAGAUCCUGCUCAAGGGCAAAGGCAGAGUGGCCAAAGCCGACGCCGACGCCGUGUCCGACUCGGACUCGGACGACGCCGCCGACAAGGCCAAGCAGCCGCCGUCGAAAAAGUCGAGCGUCGCUGCGGAGCUCGACGCGAUCCUCUUCUUCAAGGGCACGCACUUUCACUCGUUUGGCGAGUGCGGCAGCUGGCGCGCCCCCCAAAUGUCGUCCUUUGGCGAAGCCAAAGUGAAAAAACUAUCGGCCACGAACGACGCCAAGCUCCAGUUCCGGCAGCUGAACGCGCGUCACGUCUCGCGCAUGUACCCCUCGGGCGUCCGCAUCGACUCGUCCAACUACAACCCGAUGCUCGGGUGGAGCGCUGGCAUGCAGCUCGUGGCGCUCAACUACCAGACCGCCGAUCUGCCCAUGUACAUGAACCACGGGCUAUUCUCGCAGAACGGCAAGGCCGGGUACGUCCUCAAACCCGACUCGAUGCGACAGCACGUGGGCACGUUCGGUCGCGAUAUCCUCGCCAUCACUGUCCGCGUUCUCAGCGGCCAGCACUUGCCCAAGCCGGCGGGCGCCAAGACAGGCGAGAUCAUUGACCCAUAUGUGGUGGUCGACGUCGUGAGCGAGUCGAGCUCGUUGCGCAAAACGACGGCCGCGAUCGACAACAAUGGCUUGAACCCAGUCUGGAAUGCCACCAUGACCUUUGAGGUCGGGUUAGAAGCCGCGCUGCACCUCGUGGUGCUGACCGUCAUGGAGAAGGACCUCGACUUUGACGACAUGAUUGGGUUUGCAGCGCUCCCGCUCUCGUCGAUCCGCGAAGGGUACCGCAACGUACCGCUCUACGCUGCGAACGGCAUGCGCACGGGGCCGUACGAGUUUGCGACGCUCUUUUGCCACUUUUCGCUCCUGCGACCAGCCACGUCAUAG